UCCAUUGGUGUCACGGACUCACGGUGACAUGAUCCAGAGAAUCAAAGGUCAACGUUAAAAUCUCUUUGAUUGUGGGACCAAUUCUAUUGAAUUUUUGAUAUUUUCGCGCAAGUAUCGCCAACUGUGGGGCCACACUGCCCUUCUUCUAUGUGUUUGAGUUUGUGAGAAUGUUCUAGUUAAGGCGGGAGUCCCAUAUUAAAAUAUGCUAACAAAUACUACUGUACGUUUCCAAAACUCACCCUUACCUUAGCCGACCGUGUCUUUGUCUCUCUCGUCUCUUUUAUUUUUUGAAAUUUUUAAUAUUGCUCCGCAAGAAUUGGCACGCGUGGGACCGGACCCGACUUUCACCGUUGUCCUAUAAAUACUGCCUUGACCUUCUUUCCUUCUCCAAGUAUUGAAAGCUCUCUCUCUCUCUCUUACUCAUUUUGAUUUCUUUUGUUCUUAUCUGAAAUUUUUGUCGCCGCCGAAGCAAAAAAUGGAGAAUAUGGUGGGGCUCAGGUUUCUUCCGACGGACGAGGAGAUCGUAGACCAUUAUCUCCGUCUGAAAAAUAAUGGUGGUUCCAACACGAGCCAUGUCGAUCAAGUCAUUAGCACUCUCAAUAUUUGUAACUUCGAUCCUUGGGAUUUACCUCCGCAGUCGAGGAUCGAGUCGAGUAACCAGGUUUGGUAUUUCUUCGGACGCAAGGAAAGCAAAUACAAGAAAGGUGAGCGACAGAAGAGGAAAACCAAGUCCGGUUUUUGGAAGAAAACGGGCGUUACCUAUUCUAUCAAGCGAAAGAGAGGUAACCGCGAAAAGAUAGGUGAGAAAAGGGUUUUGGUGUUUUACAAGAGCGGUUCCAAAUCCAACUGGGUUAUGCACGAGUAUCAUCACACUUCUUGCCUCUCUCCUAAUGAGAGCGGGGCAUAUACAAUCUGCAAAGUACAGUUUAAGGGUGAAGCGAGUAAGAUCUCUUCUUCUUCCGGUGUCGACAAUGUUGAGCAUAGUCACUCUUUAGCCACUCCUAUGAACAAUCCUGGAGAAUCUGAGAAUUCAAGUCAGUUUAGUGGUUUUCUUGAUCAUCACCAAGAAAUGCAGUUUGAAGCUGAAACUCAGAUGAAUUUCGAAGAACUGUUAAGCUAUGAUUUGGAAAGCUUGCUUGCUUCUUGAUGAUGAUGGUGAUGAACAUAGUUAGACUGCUUGUAUGCAAAUGUCAAUGGCCAGUGUCUUCAUUGGUCAUAUAUAGUAGUGUGAGGAUUAGUGAUUAACAUGAUUUUACAAUGUCCCUUGAUCAAGAAGGAGGGAGCUGUUUUUAUAUUACAGGUUAGAUCGAGUUAUGAAAAUUCACCAACGUUCAGUAACAUGAUUUUGUAUUUUUCAUAUUUGUAUACUCCCACGGUAUGCCUAGCUUUUUGUUACAUGUAUUUCCUAAGAUAUAUGAAAAG
Molecule: messenger RNA, 1422 nt
Organism: Raphanus sativus (radish)
Lineage: Eukaryota; Viridiplantae; Streptophyta; Magnoliopsida; Brassicales; Brassicaceae
Product: NAC domain-containing protein 5-like
Exons: 4
Coding region: 476-1147 (223 amino acids)
Biological process (GO): regulation of DNA-templated transcription
Molecular function (GO): DNA binding
Source: RefSeq, a predicted model, not a curated record